AUGUGGAAAAGAGGAUCGGCAACAAUAACGGCUGAAGAUCCAACAUAUAAAGUUUCAUAUUUAGGAAACGUUCUUACUGGUUUAGCCAAAGGCGAGGGUUGCAUUGAAAAACCUCUCAACACUUUAUGGAAAAACUAUAACGAAUCCUUAAAACCGAGCAUUCAAAUGAAAAUAAAAGUAACACAAUCCGGUCUCAAGGCCGUUACGAAAGAUCACGGUCUAAUAGAAUAUUGGUCUCACAGGAUAACCUUUUGCACCGUACCUCCAGAAUUCCCGAAUAUUUUUUGCUGGAUCUAUCGUCACGAAGGCCGAAAAUUAAAACAAGAGCUUAGAUGUCACGCAGUUUUAUGCUCAAAAGAAUCCGUUGCUUCGAAAAUGUCCGACACGCUUAAAACGCGUUUGACUCAAGCCUUGGUAGAAUUCAAAAGGGAUAAAUUACUUCGUCAAAAUGCGAGAUUAUCCCUUGUUAAUUCGGUUUACGAUAAUCCUUCAUUGCCAAAGAGAAAAAUACUUUUAUCUACGGGUUGUCACAAUUAUAAGCCUCCGAUUGAAAGAUCUAAAUCGGCACCAAAGCUCAUGAAAGUAUCCGAUGAUGGUAAUAAAUCCGAUUAUAAGCUCGCAAAUUUAAGUUUUGUUAAAAAAUUAUGUUCGAGCAUAGAAAACUUAGUGGAAAGUACAAGUAAUUACAGUAGAAAAUUUUUCACCGAAAGAAAAUCCAACAGGGAAACAAGUUAUGUAACAAUAAAAAAUUCUGAUGAAUCAGGAAAAAAGUUAGAUAAUAAUAGUAUUAGUGAAAUUAAUUUAAAAAGUAGUAAAAUGAACGUGAAUAACGAAGGAUGUAAUAUCGAUGAUUUCAAAUCGAAAUUUAUUCAAAAUUUAUCAUCGUCAAAUUGUCGGAUAACAAGUGAUAAAAAAGACAUUUUUUUUACAUCUGAUAAUAAUUCUAAUCCCGUUGUGGUAACCUCUGUAAAAAAUUUCAACGGUAACACAAUAGAAAGGUUACCAAAUUAUUUAAGUACCGGUAAAUCGUUACCGGAAGGUAAAAUUGUUGUUUUUAAUUGCGAUUGUCAGGAUAGUCAGGAUUCAUCUCCUCCAUUGGUAAAUAACGGACAAGAAGUAGUCGUUUCUCUUGACGAUGAUGAUGAUGAUAAUAAUAAAUGCGUACAAUUAACUGAUGAUUUAUUAGUUCAAAAACUCACUAGUUUAGAUGUUCCUUAUCAUAAAAUAAUUAAAUCGACGGCACUUAGCGAAAUUAAAAAAUGGCAAAUAAAUAAAUUCUAA
Molecule: messenger RNA, 1281 nt
Organism: Pediculus humanus corporis (human body louse)
Lineage: Eukaryota; Metazoa; Arthropoda; Insecta; Psocodea; Pediculidae
Product: fam43, putative
Exons: 5
Coding region: 1-1281 (426 amino acids)
Source: RefSeq, a predicted model, not a curated record